This is a messenger RNA of Naegleria lovaniensis, 930 nucleotides long. RefSeq lists its product as uncharacterized. The record is from RefSeq and is a predicted model, not a curated record. Bases 1 to 930 code for a protein of 309 amino acids. Gene Ontology annotation, molecular function: serine-type endopeptidase inhibitor activity. The transcript has a single exon. NCBI's taxonomy places the organism in Eukaryota, Heterolobosea, Eutetramitea, Acrasida, Naegleriidae.
AUGCAAAAAGUCCCAAUCGCUCUUCUACUCGCAAGUUUGUUCUUGUGUGCACUAUUGGUUCUUGAAUCCUUCGUAUGGGCUCAAGUGUCAUUACAUCAUGUGAAUUCCAAAUUCAAAAAACCAGAUUUUGCUAAAAAGGAAUGUCCUCCAGUUCUUUGCAAGAUGGCCUGUAGACAUGGUUUUAAAGUAUCUGAGAAAACAGGAUGUCCAGUGUGCGCCUGCAAAAAACCAACAAAUUUUGCAUGUCCACAAGUCGCUUGCAUGUUGCAUUGUCCCAAUGGUUACAAAAUGACCAAGACAGGUUGUCCAACAUGUGUUUGCAAAGAUGGACGUGAAGAAGAUAAACCAACACCCAAACCGACACCCAUUCGUUGUGGUACACCUCCACAUGGAUCCGUCAAUCCCAAUGUAUUGACUCCAGAACAACAGGAAACAACAACCACUAACGACAAUCAAAAUGUGUUGUUGAAACAAGCAUGCAAGAGAAAGUGUAAGAAAAUUGCUGGACUGGCAAGAGUUGUGAAUGGACAAUGUGAAUGUAUACCUCGUUCUCAAUUGAUUCGUCCAAAAUGCAAACGAUGUUAUCGAUUCUGUCCAAGUGGUUACAAACCAAGUCAUGGUAUUUGUCCAUCGUGUCAAUGUAAGAAACGUGUCGAACAAGAAAUGGAAUUGACUUGGCAACAUUUCGGUGGAUGGGUUGGAUAUAAAUUUGGAGCUCAAGUCGCGUGUCCAAAGAUGAACUGUGAUACCUCUCAUUGUGAAUUUGGAGUUCGAAAGUUUUUUGGAUGUGAAACCUGUGCUUGUGCCAAGAGACCCUCCACCUAUGCAGAGCUCUUGAAACCUCUUACAUCUCCAUCUGCUGUAACCGCUACAGCUGAACACACUCUUUCCGAUGAUGUGUUUGAUGAGUUUUUGGAAGAAGUGUUGUAA